GAAAUGUAGUGGACAGUCAGUUCUGUGUGAUGACACAUGUUAUCCACAACUCUACAGAUGUGAUGGGAUACGUCAAUGCAAUGAUGGAACUGAUGAAAUCAACUGCCAAUGUUUAAAUUCCACCUACACCUGUGCCAGUGGGGAAUGUUUCCACCCGGCCCUCAGAUGUGAUGGUGUUAGGGAUUGCAAGGAUGGGUCGGACGAAGAUUGUGAAUCAAUGGCAAGUGUAACAUGCGAUUUUACUAACGGUACCUGUAUGUACUACCUCCACAACGUCGACAUUCGUGAUACUUCUAUUUACUACGGGUAUUAUCAACAACUAGCCCAGUAUGGCAAUAUAGCUUAUAUGGAAGAAUCGAUGUGCUACUUGAGAUCUGCUCCUGUAAAUGUUGUAGAAAACAGUUGUCUCACAUUCCACUUUGCAAUUUUGUCAUCCUAUUCCAUGUCUGUGGUACGGGUAGCAACAUUCAACAGUAAUUCUUACCACACCGUGGGCCAAUGGGAACUGCAGCCGUUCAACUACUAUAUCUCGGCAUUUGUAAUAUAUGUAAAUAUUUCGUCAGGGCAAUAUGAUGGAAUUCUUAUUGAGGUACAAUCUUACUCAAUGAUCAACUACAACGAACCAAAGGCUGUUGACAAUAUCCAGCUUUUCCCAGGAGAAUGUACAACUGGCGGUGUACAGGUCUUAAAUCUCCUGGAGCUUAUUUCAACAACGACAACAUCUUUCUGGGAAGGCAACACUAAUUAUGGAAGAACAGAGUGGGAGUCGGAGACUUCAACAUGGCCGUCAACAACACCAGCAUGCAGUCAUGACCAGUUUCCUUGCUAUAAUGGGACCUGCAUACCCAUUCUGCAAAUAUGUGAUGGAGUUCCACAAUGUAGUCACAGUGAAGAUGAAUUAAUUUGUUUAACCACAACACCGACUGUAUCCACUACAUGGUCAACAUCCACGCCAAGAUUAACAGCGCCAUGGGUAACAUCAACACCGGACAGUACGACACCACAUCAUACAACUAUGCCAACAUGGUCAACGACAUCAUCUUUAGGCUGUCUAGAUGGAUUUAUCGCUUGCUAUGAUGGAUCUUGCAUACAUUGGUUUCAGUUAUGUGAUGGAAAUCCUGACUGUCUUCGAGGCGAAGACGAGCAAUACUGUUCCACUUCAGGAUGGACAACUCAUGCAACAGGACCAACAACUCCAGUAGGUUGCCAAAUGUGCUCCGAUAACUCCAGUUGUAUAUCGCCGGAACAGAUAUGUGACGGCACCAACGAUUGUGCUGACAGAAUGGACGAAAAUAUAUGUGAAGACUAUCCAUCCGUCCGUGUGUCCGAUCCUCCCGCAACGACCAUAUCAGGGUCUGUUGACCUUGUAUGCACUGUGGAAAACCCUGGCAAUCAUCAGGUGAUAUUAUUUUGGAAAAGCCUUCGGUGGGGGGACAUCUCACGAAACGGGGACUUAAUGGUGGAUAUUUCAUUCAAAAACCUUACUCGAGGAAAAUUUAGCGUGCACCUGACUAACAACGGCACCACAACAACAUACAUCUUAACAGUUGGUGUUGUGGAGCAACAAGAUAUACACGAAGACUUCACAUGCAUUUCGGAUAUCGUUGGCAUUCCUGAGGUGUACUGGCCUUAUCAUAGCGUCCGUCUCAAUAUUCAAGGUGACAUACCUUAA
Dreissena polymorpha is the source of this 1672-nucleotide messenger RNA. Its product is annotated as low-density lipoprotein receptor-related protein 1-like. The coding region runs from base 218 to 1672 and encodes 484 amino acids. Gene Ontology annotation, molecular function: protein binding. The record is from RefSeq and is a predicted model, not a curated record. NCBI's taxonomy places the organism in Eukaryota, Metazoa, Mollusca, Bivalvia, Myida, Dreissenidae. The transcript has 10 exons.